This is a messenger RNA of Symbiodinium necroappetens, 1984 nucleotides long. The record is from the annotation of a GenBank genome assembly. NCBI's taxonomy places the organism in Eukaryota, Dinophyceae, Suessiales, Symbiodiniaceae.
GAGAUCGCUUGCUAUGGACAUGGCAGGGCUCGCAACUUUCAUAGUGGUUGAGACGUGGGUUCACCACUUGUUUUCCAUCUUUGCAAGGGAAGUCCCGGAUGGGUAUUCGCCGAUUCAGCUAAAGCAAUUGGUGAGUGCAGAUAAGAGGCUCUUCAUGUUGGCUGCCGAGUCCUUCCCUGCUGAUCUCCGGGCCGCUCGAGCCGGAGAGGAGACACCGCUUGAUCGCCAAAUUGGGCAGCUUAUGUACUCUCCAGAGAUUUCCCAGUACCUGGUUCCCCUUCCCAAGCUGCCUCCGCCUCCGCCUCCAACCUUGCCACACAAGCGAGAGCUGAGCGCUGAUGCGAAGAUUGAUAAGGGCUUCAUGAGCAAGGCUUGGAAGGGCAAUGGGAAGGGGAGGAAAGGCGAGGAUGGGAAGGAGAUUGAUCCAGCCAAGCGCUUCAACCUUCCUGAAGGCUGCUGUGAUCGAUUUCAUCAGUGCUACCUGAAAGGCAACAAUCCCAGAGGGUCCAGUGAGGAUGCUAAGGCCUUUGUCACAGGCCGAGUGAUUCCCUUUGUCAACGGGAUGAUUCGGUUUGCAGCAAGAGAUGUCAUGCAUUGGACUGAGGCCUGGCAGGGAGAUCGGGUGGUCCUGGUGUCCUACACCAUUCGAGAUUUGCAGCAGCUCUCCUCUGCUGACCAGCAGUCUCUGCUUCAGGCCAAGUUUGCAUUGCCAGGGUCGCGGGCCCAGCCAAUAGUGGUUGAGCCUCCGAGCCGUGCUCCAACUGCAGAGCCCGGUGGAGCCCCGCUGGCUUUAGAGCUUUUCUCGGGGCGUGCCAGUUCCAUGCCAUCCAGGGGUGCCAGUGCAGAGCCAUCCAGGGAUGCCAGUCCAGUGCCAUCCAAGGGUGCCAGUUCAGUGCCAUCCAAGGGUGCCAGUUCAGUGCCAUCCAAGGGUGCCAGUUCAGUGCCAUCCGAGGUGCCAGCAGGUGAGGUGCCGUCAGGUGAGAUAUCCCAGCAGGGCGAGGUACCUUCAGAUGAGACCAUAACUGUGGGCUUGUGGCAUUCCCCCUCUGAGUUCUUUGCAAAGGCGUGUUCGUUGGCUCAUCCCAUGGAUACCACAAAACCCGUGGCGAUGGUGACCAAGGCAGCUAUAGACUCCUUCUUGAAUAAAGAUGUAGCCUGGCUUGCCAAACAGAGAAAGGAGUUUCUCGACCAUCUUGAGAAAAGGAUAGAGCAGCUGAAGCCUCAGGAGGAAGCCCUGCAUGCUUCCAUGCCGGACUACAUGCAAGGGGUUUUGAAGGAGAAGAACCUUCUUGUAUGGGAGGAAGUCCUCAGGGAGACCUCUUAUCCUGACCUAGAUUGCGUCCGGCUCAUGAAGGAGGGUGUUAAACUUGUAGGCUGCGAGAAGCAUCCAGAGAGCUUCCUAAAGAAGGUGGUCCCCGCAACUUUGUCGGUUGAGGAGCUCCGUGCUACUGCAAAACAUCGAAGGGAGAGCCUGGCCACCCUAGACCGUGGGAACCUUUCGGAAACCGAUGCUAAACUCUUAGCCGAAGCAACCAAUGAAGAAGUCGAGGCUGGUUUCUUGAAGAAGGGCAUGAGUGCAAAAGAGGUCAGCGAUUUCUUUGGGCACGACAACUGGGGCGUGGUGCGCCGUUUCGUCCUCGUCCAGGAUGGGGGGCGAAAGGUUCGCCCCAUCGACGAUUGUCUGGAGGCUCAGUUGAACGCUGCUUAUUCUGCCACCAUUGCCCUGCAACUUCAUGACUCCGACUACAUAGCUUCCCUUGCUCUCUUCAUUGCCGAACGUCUUCAGAGCUCCAAGGUGAGUGCACGUGUUCGCUGGCUUGGCAAGUGCUUGGACUUGUCUAAGGCUUACAAGCAAGUGGCAGUCCACCCAAGGGACAGGGACCUGUGUGUCAUUAUGGUCCAGGCCCCAAAUGGUGAGCCGACCUACCACAUUUGCAACUCCUUGAUGUUCGGGGCAUCAGCCUCGGUCUUUGCUUUCGUGAGG